This is a messenger RNA of Parus major (Great Tit), 1803 nucleotides long. It is a transcript of the gene ZIC2, whose product is annotated as Zic family member 2. NCBI's taxonomy places the organism in Eukaryota, Metazoa, Chordata, Aves, Passeriformes, Paridae. The record is from RefSeq and is a predicted model, not a curated record. Gene Ontology annotation, molecular function: RNA polymerase II cis-regulatory region sequence-specific DNA binding; DNA-binding transcription factor activity, RNA polymerase II-specific. Gene Ontology annotation, cellular component: nucleus. Bases 37 to 1803 code for a protein of 588 amino acids. The transcript has 4 exons. Gene Ontology annotation, biological process: central nervous system development; regulation of transcription by RNA polymerase II.
GGCGGCAGCGGCUGCGUCCCCGGAGCGGCGCGGACCAUGCUGCUGGACGCCGGCCCGCAGUUCCCGGCCCUCGGAGUGGGCACCUUCGCCCGGCACCACCACUCGGCCGCGGCGGAGAUGCAGGACCGGGAGCUGAGCCUGGCGGCGCAGAACAGCUUCGUGGACUCGGCGGCGGCGCACAUGGGCGCCUUCAAGCUCAACGCCGGCGCCCACGACCUCUCCCCCGGGCAGAGCUCGGCGUUCACCUCGCAGGCGCCCGGUUACCCUGCCGCCGCCCUGGGCCCCCACGCCGCUCAUGUCGGCUCCUACUCCGGGGCGCCCUUCAACUCAACCCGGGACUUCUUGUUUCGCAGCCGGGGCUUCGGGGACUCGUCGCCGGCCGGCGGACAGCACGGCAUCUUCGGCCCUGCGGCCGGCAGCCUGCACCACCCGCACACGGACGCUCAGAGCCACCUCCUCUUCCCGGGCAUCCACGACCAGCAUGGCCCCCACGCCUCCCAAAAUGUUCUCAAUGGGCAGAUGCGACUGGGCUUGCCAGGGGAGGUAUUCGCCCGGUCGGAUCAGUACCGCCAGGUUUCCAGCCCCAGGACUGACCCUUACUCGGCGGCUCAGCUGCACAACCAGUACGGCCCCAUGAAUAUGAAUAUGGGCAUGAACAUGGCAGCCCACCACCACCACCACCCAGGUGCCUUUUUCCGCUACAUGCGGCAGCAGUGCAUCAAGCAAGAGCUCAUCUGCAAAUGGAUCGAUCCCGAACAGCUGAACAACCCCAAAAAAAGUUGCAAUAAAACUUUCAGCACCAUGCACGAGUUGGUCACCCAUGUCUCGGUGGAGCACGUUGGGGGACCCGAGCAGAGCAACCAUGUCUGCUACUGGGAGGAGUGUCCCCGCGAAGGCAAACCUUUCAAAGCGAAAUACAAACUGGUCAAUCAUAUCCGAGUGCACACGGGAGAGAAACCCUUCCCCUGCCCCUUCCCUGGCUGCGGAAAAGUUUUCGCCAGAUCAGAAAAUCUCAAAAUUCACAAAAGGACGCACACAGGGGAGAAGCCCUUCCAGUGCGAGUUCGAAGGCUGCGACCGGCGCUUCGCCAACAGCAGCGACCGCAAGAAGCACAUGCACGUCCACACCUCGGAUAAGCCCUACCUGUGCAAGAUGUGCGACAAGUCCUACACCCACCCCAGCUCCCUGCGGAAACACAUGAAGGUGCACGAGUCGUCCCCGCAAGGCUCCGAAUCCUCCCCGGCCGCCAGCUCCGGCUACGAGUCCUCCACCCCCCCGGGGCUGGUGUCCCCUAGCGCCGAGUCGCAGAGCACCAACAACCUCUCCCCUGCGGCGGCGGCGGCGGCGGCGGCAGCGCCCAGAGAGCGGUUUGGGUUGUCAGAUGUGUUCGGGGGGACGGAGAGCCGCCGGGCGAUGACUUUCCCGGGAUGCUGGCCCGGCCUUUGGCUCCAUGCGCGCCGUCGGGGCCCGGCCGGCGGAGCCGCCCGUGCAGAGCAGCCGGACAGCAGCUCUCCGGACACAGCCCGCCGCACCGGGACAGACAAGGAGAGUGUGACAGCGGCCGGGAAACCGUGGAAAAAGUUCGGCCUUGUCAAGGCACCGAAAUACGCCCUGCGAAGAGGCAGCGCUGUGAACCGGGCUCCGAGCGCCCUGCGGUGGCUGCGCUGCCUUCAGCGGCAGCUUGUGCAGCCUGGGAAAGCCCUGUGCUCCUCACACCCGGCCGAGCCCAUCGCUCAAGCCCCCCCCGGCCAGUCGUCGCUUUGGGUUUUUCGGGCUUUGUCCCGUGUGUUCAAAUAUCAGUAA